This is a messenger RNA of Nannizzia gypsea CBS 118893, 1827 nucleotides long. RefSeq lists its product as hypothetical. The transcript has 5 exons. NCBI's taxonomy places the organism in Eukaryota, Fungi, Ascomycota, Eurotiomycetes, Onygenales, Arthrodermataceae. The record is from RefSeq and is a predicted model, not a curated record. Bases 1 to 1827 code for a protein of 608 amino acids.
AUGAAGUCCUCUCUUGUUCAUCCACCAAAUCCGCCAGCAGCCGGAUACGAACAAACUCGAUCCAUCGGACGGCAGAUGUCUGCCAUCUUCCCUUCGCUGCGCUCCCAAACGGCUUCUCCUAACGCAGAGGCGUCCUUGAGUCUCUUCCUGGAGCUGCCUGUGGAGCUAUGGAGCUUGAUUAUGCUCCAUAUACGGGAUCGAGUUGACCUACGAAGCUUCUGCCUGACCUGCAAAUGGCUCUGUGAUGCAGCUCGUCCGGUCCUGUUCGAAGAUAUAGACAUCACUCUGCCGGUGUCGUUGGAUGGCGGGAUAUGCAUGUUCAGCUCAUUGAUUGCCCGAAUUGAACAGCUACCACUGAAACACUUAAAGUACACCAAGUAUCUCUCCGUCAUCUCCCCGGACUCACGCCCAUCAUGUAGGCAUCAGGCAGGAGCCAAAGACGAUAUGACUCGGCGCGAUGAAUUCACUGAGAGAUCUAUGAAAGCCCUGACUGCCUUAGCUCAGGCUAUUCCGAGCAAUCGCCUCCGUUCCUUCAGGUGGGACUUGGGAACAUGUCUCCCCGCUGAAAUAUUCAGCUGUGAGCAUGGCUUGCUAUCGAACCAACAGAAGAUUGAGAGUAUUUACUUCUCCUUCGGUGCUUCUGAUAUCUGCUACAAGGGAAGUAAUAUAGUUGAUUAUUCUCUGAACAUCUCCUACUUCAGCGAUCUCCGUUCUCUAACAUGGAGAGAACCGCAUCGUCGGACGGAUUUCCAGUUCAUGAAGGCGUUCCUCCAGUCUCCCCAUCAUCUCACUACAUUUGGGUUACACCUGGACUCAUCCGCCCCAAGGAGAAUAAAUGGAAUUGGAGACCGUGAUACCCAUAUUAUCAAUGAUUUGAUGUUAGACGUUCAAAAAGGGGGAGAGAGGCAGCUUUUACGCUACCUUGAAACGCUAUCACUGGGGCGGCUAUAUUUCAGCCUGCUGGAGGUAGACAUUGUAUCCGCAUUGAAUCUUGAUCGUCUACGCUGCUUAAAGCUUCAAGAAUGCGCCGGGACAUCUGCUUUUCUUAAAGCUCUUAGCAAUUCUACACAACAGUUGAGGCUAAGGUCUUUUCAACUCAUGUUAAACAUACGGGACCAGAGUUUAAACGUUGACUUAUCCCAUACUUUGCCUGGUGCUAUUACAAAGUUCCUUAUGGCAUUUCAAAGCCUGGAAGACCUGUACUUUUCGAUUACAGAUACCACCCUUAACAAUAUUGAUUACCGAGCUAUCCGAAACCAUUAUCCGACUCUUCGUCGUCUAGUUCUUCACGGUAGCACCAACGGAAGAUACCCCUGGGAAGAGAAUGCUGAAAUUCCGGACGGCCUCUUUUAUUCCUUACUCAUGGGCUGUCCAGUAAAGUGCAUUUCUCUCAGACUGCGACUCAGGGUGCCAAUUAGCAAAUGGAAGAAGCUGUCUCCAAGACCGUUAUGCAAGUUGUUACAUUUGCGAGGGGAGCCGUUCUCCCAGGUGUUACCACGCUCGAUCGAUGAGUAUACAGAUAAAAGGUAUAACUUAAACGAGGCAUAUCGCAGAGGAAACGUGGCGUGUAUCAUGCAGAAGUUGCGUAAGUUGAAGGACUCUACAACCCAAGCUCUGCUUGACUUUGCCAAAUGGGCAUUCAGCAAUGACGGGCUGCCCGAGCUCCAGGUGCUUGUGUGCGGAGUGUUACAUAAUAAAAAACCUCUCGGGCAAAAUCUGUAUUUCUGCAGAAGUAAAGAUGGAUUUAAGCCAUUGACACAGGCGGAGCCCUAUGCUUGGGGACUUCUCCAGGACAGUAUGGAUAUGUUGAGCGUUCCAUACCUAUAG